AUGUCGAACCUUCAGUGUUCUUGGUUGGGGAAAAGAGGGACACUAUGUGGUUUGAUACCAACAGUUCUUGGUUGGGGAAGAGAGGGACACUAUGUGGUUUGUAAAAUUACACAGGAGUAUCUUAGUGAAAAUGCUCUUUUUGCAGUGAAACAACUGCUUCCAGAUUCUGCUCAUGGCGAUCUUGCUGCACUUUGCUCUUGGCCUGAUGAAAUUCGCUUCCAUUAUCAUUGGAGUAGUGCUUUGCAUUAUGCUAUUACACCUGAUUUCUUGUGUAAUUAUCAAUACUGCAGAGAUUGUCAUGAUUCUUAUGGACGGAAGCAUAGGUGUGUUACUGGAGCAAUUCACAAUUAUACGAUGCAAUUAAAAUUAGCUUAUGCGGAUGCUUCAUCUAAAUUUAACUAUAAUUUGACAGAGGCACUUUUGUUCUUGUCACAUUUUGUUGGGGAUGUACAUCAGCCCCUACAUGUUGGUUUUACCGGAGACCUAGGUGGAAACUCGAUAACAGUUCGUUGGUACAGGAGGAAAACAAAUCUUCAUCAUGUAUGGGAUAACAUGAUUAUUGAGUCUGCUCUGAAAAUGUUCUAUGGCUCAGAUCUUUCAACUAUAAUAUUCAAUCACACCAUUCAAAUUUUCAUUUAG
Molecule: messenger RNA, 639 nt
Organism: Lathyrus oleraceus (garden pea)
Lineage: Eukaryota; Viridiplantae; Streptophyta; Magnoliopsida; Fabales; Fabaceae
Product: endonuclease 4
Exons: 2
Coding region: 1-639 (212 amino acids)
Biological process (GO): DNA catabolic process
Molecular function (GO): nucleic acid binding; endonuclease activity
Source: RefSeq, a predicted model, not a curated record